Messenger RNA from Nerophis lumbriciformis (worm pipefish), 369 nucleotides. The record is from RefSeq and is a predicted model, not a curated record. NCBI's taxonomy places the organism in Eukaryota, Metazoa, Chordata, Actinopteri, Syngnathiformes, Syngnathidae.
AUGCUGUCUGUGUCUUUAGUUUUUUGUGCCAUUGUGGCACUGGCUACAGCUCUGGAGGCUGGCCUGACUGCAGUCGUUUUGCAAGUUAGCAGAUUCACACAGAUUAACGCUAGGCUAAUUCUGAUGCAGGCCCGUUGCCAGAGUUUUGGAGGCAACCUUGCGUCAGUACACAGUGAUGAAGAAUAUGCCUUCAUUCAGACGUUGACUCAGGUACCAACCUGGCUUGGAGGCACAGAUUGCCAAAGGACUGGAGCCUGGUUCUGGAUUGAUGGCACCCCAAUGAUGUAUAGAUUCUGGUGUCUACUCAAACCAGACAAUGAUCUCAAGCAGUGCUGUUUACAGAUGAACACUGGUGGUCACAAAUCCUGA